CAUUUCCAUGCCGAUCACUGUCGUCUCUUCCCUUUCGCUCUUCUCUGAUGCCAACCCUUCCUCAAACAGAUAGCAACAGAGCCAUCGCCUUCGUCGCGGUUGUUGCAGUAUAAAUCAAUGAGAAGCCCCACUCGCUUUAUGGUCGCUCUUAGAAUUCUGCAUUCCUGGAAUCCAACCGUAGGGAAUGUGGAACGACGCAGUCCUUCCCUCUCUCUCUUCCCCGUUCAGCAGCAGCCUCGGCAACACAGGACCACCAUGGCUGCAGAGUUCUGAUGACUCUACGGAGCUCCAGAGAGUAAACUGCGGCGGACUCCUCGGUGCUCUUCAGGAGAAGUCCGACGGAGGAUCCUUGACAGGUUCACUUCGAAGAUUCUUAGGCAUGUCUAACGUAACAGGAAAGGGAGAUCCGAUGAUGACCACAGGCUGCAGCGCCGCCGGGGUUCUUCCCAAAGUUGUGGCAGAACGAAGGAAGCGGAAGAUAAGUAGGGAUCCUGCAAACAAGAAUCAAACACCUUCUUCACCAUCAUCAAAGAACCCGAAGACAAUGUGUUCGAAGACGAUGGCCAGAAUGCCGCUCAUCAAAGCACCUGCGAGGAGAAGCCAGAAGCUAGGGGACAAAAUAACAGCUCUUCAGCAGCUCGUUUCUCCCUUCGGGAAGGCAGAUACCGCAUCGGUUCUUCACGAGGCUGCUCUUUCGAUCAAGUUCCUCCACGAACAAAUAGAGAUGCUGACUGCUCCUUACUUCGGUAUGAGAUCCCCGGAAGAAGGUGAUGAGGGCCUCGCAGACAGCAAUGCUGAGUUGCAAAGCAGAGGACUGUGCCUUGUCCCUGUCUUCGCCAUGGUUGAACUCCUGGAUCAAGAAGACUAUGGCCUCAACUUCUAUUGAGUUCCAUAACUUUUACCAACGUGGGUUGUCUGCCUCUGCCAAGUACUUGACUUCUUCAAGCAAGAUCCGAUUUAGUUGUCGUUCAAAAGAGAUGAUGAUAAGCCUUUGUUAUACUCAAUUAAAACAUGAUCCUAUGGAUGGUUUGUAUGGGUAUAAUUUUUAUGUGGAGAUUGUUAAUCCCUUACUUUUUACAACCAUCUAAAAAGAAAAUAGAAUAUAAUUUUAUUAAAUA
Messenger RNA from Musa acuminata subsp. malaccensis (wild Malaysian banana), 1118 nucleotides. Its product is annotated as transcription factor bHLH113-like. NCBI's taxonomy places the organism in Eukaryota, Viridiplantae, Streptophyta, Magnoliopsida, Zingiberales, Musaceae. Gene Ontology annotation, molecular function: protein dimerization activity; RNA polymerase II cis-regulatory region sequence-specific DNA binding; DNA-binding transcription factor activity, RNA polymerase II-specific. Gene Ontology annotation, cellular component: nucleus. Gene Ontology annotation, biological process: regulation of transcription by RNA polymerase II. The record is from RefSeq and is a predicted model, not a curated record.